This is a messenger RNA of Arabis nemorensis, 252 nucleotides long. The record is from the annotation of a GenBank genome assembly. Lineage: Eukaryota; Viridiplantae; Streptophyta; Magnoliopsida; Brassicales; Brassicaceae.
AUGGCGUCUGGAUGGGGAAUAACUGGAAACAAAGGGAGAUGUUACGAUUUCUGGAUGGAUUUCAGUGAAUGUAUGUCUCAUUGCAGAGAGCCCAAAGAUUGUACACUUCUUCGUGAAGAUUACCUCGAGUGUCUCCACCAUUCCAAAGAGUUUCAAAGAAGAAACAGGAUAUACAAGGAAGAGCAGCGGAAACUAAGAGCAGCCUCGAGGAAAGGUGAAGAAGGCGGGGAUGGUACUCAUACCCAUCACUAG